GUGGUUUCGCAUUAAUUAGUAUCAGUUAUAAGAUUAUUUGCUGUCGUUGUUUUAAAGUUAUAUUGAAUAAGGCCGUAGAAAUGGAUCUUACAGAGAAAAAUUUGACACCUCUCAUGAAACCUGACCAUAGACAUGACGAAAACGGAAUUGCUUCGAAAAACAGUUCACUAUUGGGAGGAAAGGCACCACAUAGGUCUAUGUCAACAGAGAGUGGAAAGAGUAUCAGGAAGAAGGACAAGGAAAACCAGAUCUACAAGUCUGCUAUCUGUCUUUUCGGGUUCUUGAAUAUUCUACUGGUGGUACUGAACGGUCUAGCGGUGUUCUACCUGGCCAGCGAGAAGGCACCACCUCAACCAACCUCCCGACUCUGUGUCCGAUGUCAGGAUAUCAAAGGGCACCCAGACGAUGUUAAGGCAUGGGAACACAUUGUACAAGAGAACGAUACGUGUUGCCUUGACGACCCCAAACAUCUCAACUAUCUGGUGGAAUAUUACACAGAACGAUGGAUGAAAACACGCCUUACGAACAGCAAUAAAACGUUUCAAUACUGCAAGGACCCAACACGUGAUGAAUUCCAAGCGAGACCUUCCAUUAAAGUCAUGGGCUUCAGCGAACCACAGAUACAUUCUGAGCAUCACCGCAUGCACUGGGACCAGAACCAUCUACUUGCCCUUGUUCCCGAUCCUAAGAAGAUACAGUAUUUGGAAGAUGACGCGCAAAUUGCGAUAAAGCAGGCUGGCUUAUACCACGUGUACAGUCAGGUUCAUUUUGACCACAAACAGAACAACGACAGUCUUCAGCCUGUGGUCUUCUCGCACAUGAUUUACAUGAAGAAAGCAGGGACUUCCACAGGCGAUGGAACCAUCGUAAUGCGGAGCCGGGAGACAGAGUGUGACAGCGAGGAUCCACGGGUUGUGGGGUCAAGCUACCUUGCUAGUUCCCUGCAGCUUGAGGAUGGGGACAGGCUCUACGUCAAAGUAUAUACAAAAGAUGACGUCCUGGCCCAGCCACAGAUGAACUUCUUUGGGGCUCACAUGCUGUAGUGACGGUUACUUGUUUCGUUUCAAUAAAAAUAAAAACAAACCUUAGGUAAACCGUACGCUGCUUAAAAGUGGACAGGUACACCCCGUCAAGUUACGGACAGAGUAUAUGCGAUAAUUUUUAUUGAAACUAAAUAUAUAUUUUACACAAAAUUAGAUUGUUUAUUAUUCAGAUUUGUUUUUUUCGAUUUGAUUAUGUGAAAUCCCUAUGUUGUGUGUAUUUUAGUGCCAAAAAAAAGGAGGUAAAAUAUAUGCGCCGAUUACCUUUUUAUUGUCGAUUGCUAUGUCGUUCGCCUUAGGACGUGAUCUCAUUUUUUAUUAGCCGCAUCCUUAAAAGUCAUUGUGCAAUUAUCUAUUCAAGAAAAAUAGAAGAUAAAUAUAUUUUAUAUAUAUAUAUACGUGUUGAAUGUAUUUUAAUUGUUAAAUAGAACUCUUUCAUCAUCUUCUUAAUUAGAUAACCAUUAUUUAUGCAAAGUUGUCCUAUAAUUAUCAUUUACAUUUUAGCCACCUUGUUAUUGCUCGAUUUUAUGUAUUUAAAUUGUAUUUUUAAUGUUGUAAACAAACUGCUGACCACCCAGUGGGCACUGGGGUUACCGCCGGUCAUUCUGUUAUGCCAGGGUGCUCCUCUGGUGAUUGAUUAGCGUUUCACCUGUCCUUUGGUGAUUGGUCGGACAUUUCUCUGGUCCGGCCGUCAUAAGUCAGUUUGGAUCACGUGGGCAUCUCCCGUUUACUAUGUAAAAAGCGUUCCCUUCAGGAUCAGGUACUUGACUGUUGACGUCGGUUGGGUUAAAGAGCUCCCGUAAAUCUCACCGGUUGACAUUACGUAAAUUAGAUAGGGCUAGUAGUUUGACCUUACAUAACUAACAAGUUGUUUUAACGAUGGAUAGAAAAUUGUUAACCUAAUAUAGAACAAGUUGUAUCCCAUGCAGCUUAACUUUUUAUUUGAUAAACUAUACAUUUUUUUGAUGUACAUGAUUCCAAUAUUCAAGCAUAUAUAAACCUUUAAUCGUUUAACCCAGUGUUCGU
Molecule: messenger RNA, 2066 nt
Organism: Mya arenaria
Lineage: Eukaryota; Metazoa; Mollusca; Bivalvia; Myida; Myidae
Exons: 7
Coding region: 81-1043 (320 amino acids)
Biological process (GO): immune response
Cellular component (GO): membrane
Molecular function (GO): tumor necrosis factor receptor binding
Source: RefSeq, a predicted model, not a curated record